GCUGGUCUUUCGGUAACACUGAUGUUGUUGGGCUGGCAGCGGCUUCAUGAACGAAGCCUUUCAAACAGCUGUUAUUACAGUAGUAAUAACCUAACAGCUGGAGCGUGACGCGUAAGCAUUUAGUGUGAACACAGUCCGUUUACGUGUUUGUUUCUCAGGUCCUGCGGCAGCGCAGCCUUUAAAGGUGCAAAAGCAACAACAGAGAGAUGAUCACCAAACAGUCCAUCAUGCUGGGGUUUCAGCUGUUCUCCUCUCUCAACGGCCAAAGAGGGUCUUAGGGUGUUUCUCAAUGUCAAGGAACCCCACAGAGGUUUGUUACCAUGACGACCAAACACGGACCGAUCACCAAUUCCUUCAAGGUGGUGAAGAAAACGAGGAGAGGAGGAAAACAGAACAAGAGCCCCACACCUCCUCCUGCUCCUCCUCCUGCUCCUUCUCCUCCUGAGAAAGGAGACGACGUGUUUAAGACCACCAGGGAAGAGGAAUUACAGAAACUGAGACAGUUUGACCUGGACUGGAGGUUCGGGCCCUGCACAGGUAUCAGCAGGCUGCAGAGGUGGGACAGAGCACAGCUUCAUGGUCUGGAGCCACCUGAGGAGAUCAGAUACCUGCUGCUGCAAACACACACUGACGCUGAAUACAGACUGAGCCUGUGGAGGGACUACCCUUUCUGAAGGAGAGGAGCGGCCUCCUGGGAAAUUCAUCUUUUAAUAUAUUGACAAUUUUUGUAACCAUGUUUUCUGCCUUUGUUCUGCCGUCUGUGAAAACAUUUUAUUAUAAUCAGUAAACAACUGCCACCGAG
Messenger RNA from Nothobranchius furzeri (turquoise killifish), 802 nucleotides. The record is from RefSeq and is a predicted model, not a curated record. Lineage: Eukaryota; Metazoa; Chordata; Actinopteri; Cyprinodontiformes; Nothobranchiidae.